CUGGUCUCCCUCUUUUUUGCUAAUGUUGAAGCACUGCAUUCGACUGAUACGAUCACCAGCGGUGGUGAUAAUACUAGAUCUGGUUACCAACCGUAAGUACUCUAACCCACUGAUGUUACUUUGUUGUUGGUCAAUUGCGCGUUUCAAGUGAUGAUUCGCAAUCUGCAUGAUAACCCUGUAAACCUUUGGGGAAUGUGAAAUCGUUGACAUACGGUAUUGGGGAUGUAUCUAGAAAUCAUAAUAUGGACCCAUCUAUAAUAGGAUCGCCUCAGUUUGGAAUGAUGUGGAGGAAGAAAUUGCAAGGAAACUAUAGAGGAUGGACCGAACAGGUAAGCGGAUCGCGGUUUAUGAGACUUAGGUGACUAUAUUUCUAUCAGAUUGGAAUUGCUAAUAAAUGGGAAGAUAUUUGCGCAAGCGUUGGUUUAUACCCCCGAUGAUACUCAAUUCGUCUAUGUCGCGUCCCAGAUGAACAUGUAAGAUCUAUCGGGGGAUAAUUUGGUCUUAUUUAUGAUUUAACUAUCUGUAUUAGGGUUUAUAAGAUUGACGCCAAAACUGGAGAUAUUUUGACCUCCAGGAACCUAGCAAUUCCCUUUUUGGUUUCUGAGCUAGAUGAUUGUAAUGAUAUUAGUUUUGUUAUUGGAAGCACUGUAUGGACUCUCCGAGCGCCCAUUUGAGCUACUUGGCUAAUCUCAAAACGAAUGUCAGGCUACGGGUGUUAUUGACGAUAAGACCAAUACGUGGUACCUAACUACCAAGACAUACCGCGAUCAGAGUGAUGUUGAGAAGGGCAGAGCGAAUGGGCGCUGUAUGUUCUUUCCUCACUGACUAUGUAGGCAUAAGCCUUGAGAUAAGUGGCCGAACUGAUACAAAAUAGAUCUCAUUCAUGCUUUGGAUACCCGGACACUGGAGGAAAAGCCAGGAUAUCCGGUUAAUAUCGAGGGUCUUAUUGCUAGAAAUAAUCCAAUCAGGAUGUUCCAAGGGGGUAUCCACCAUCAACGCCCAGCGUUGAUGCAGAGCGGUCCAUACAUCUAUGCUGGUUUCGCGAGCCGUAUGUAUACUCCAGCUUCUCUAUUCUGUUUAUCAAUUCCAGGGGCUGACCCAGUUCAACAGAUUGCGUACAGUAUAACUUUACUGGCUGGAUUAUUGGUUGGAAUGGUCAAACGGGAGAGAUUGUGGAGAGGUUCGCCACCGAGGGUGGCCCCGAGGACAAAAAAGGAGGUGGUGUGUGGAUGAGUGGUGGUGGGCUUGCUCAAGACUCUCGUAAGUCCCAUUUUGUGCAACUGUAUUGUGCGGCUCUAGUGAACUGGCUUUAUGGAUUGCUGAUACUUUCGUUUGUCUAAUCUCAAUGCAGCUGGCCGUAUGUUCUUUGCUACUGGGAACGGGUGAGUGCUUUAGUCUGUCCACAUAUUUUGGUGGAAUGAGGCUGAUAGUCUUCCUAGAUAUGCUUCGCAACUUAGCACAAUCCCGGUCCCUGGGCGGCAGCCUCCCACAGCCCUGGAAGAGGCUGCUGUUCACAUGGCCAUUAAUUCCGAUGGUAGUCUCGCCGUGAUAGACUUUUGUAUGUUUCACUUCCCGUUCUCUAGGUACAGCGUACUAACCAUUUGCGUAACACUUAUAGUCAUGCCCUGGGAAAAAGUAAAAAACCUUUACUAUGUUUCUAUUACCACAUUGGGGAAGCUGGACGUGCUAACUUCCAUUCCAGCAAGCUUUAGAUGGCGCAGAUAAAGACCUUGGGACUUCAGGUAUCGCAUUAUUGGACCCUACAGUUUUCAAGUCGCCAACGGUCGCAAGGAUUGGGUGUAUUGCGGGGAAGUCUGGAAAGCUGUAUUUCUUGAACCUUGAGUUAGUCCCCUCCGAUUCCGGACUGUCGUUGUUGUACUGACUGGGGGCGUGACAGCGACCUUGGGGGCUACCAAAUGGGACCGAAUAAAAAGGACGCCGUUCUUCAGACAACAGAGUUGCCCAAUUCAGUAUUUGCAACAGCAGGGUCGUACCCACUCGAGGGCGGCUAUGUUUACGUAUGAUAUUUCUGGAAUCGAGGCCCCAUUAGACCACUUCUGAUAUGAGUAUAGGUCAAUGUUGUUCAAUACCCUACUUUUGUGUUCAAAUUUAGUGUGGGACCAAAUGGCGAACCGGUCUUCACACAGGUUGCACAAUCCAACGAAAAGACAGCCUUUGUGCUUGGGGUUGGUCAUGGCACAUCGACUUCUCUAAAUGGUCAGGCAGGGACGGGUUUGUAUUGGGUCACAGAUAUCCAAGGUCUCAAUCUCCGGAUUUAUAAGGCCGUCCCUGAGAAUGGAGUACUGGUUCUCCUGAAGGGGUUGAACGUCCCAGCCCAAAUCAAAUUCAGUAGACCUACCUUCGGGAACGGCAGGGCAUAUUUGACCACAAGCGACGGGUACGUUGGAUAACACCUGAACCAAAUGAUGGAUGGACGUGCUGACCAAUGGAGACAUCUUGUUGCUGUGGGGUCGCCCGUCAACCCUCCUAUGAAUUGUUCAUCACCAGUUGAGUUCGGCAAUGCCACAAUCGGGGGGGCUGUUGUGACCAAGACCCUCAGCUGCAAGGCGAAUAUUGCUGUAACAGUAACCGGAAUUGGCCCUCGUAUUGCCCAAUACUUCUCGGUUUCUGAUCUCCCAACUUUCCCCUUGGCUCUGACAGCGGGCCAGAUUGUUAGUUUCAAGACUACGUUCAAGCCAACUGCGCCGGGCCCGCUCUCAGAUGACAUCUAUGUCAAUACUACCAAUUCUAUUGCGGACUACGCCGAUAACACACCAAUUGCCGUACGCGGUGUUGCUACUUCCCUCACACCUGUUCUCUUCAUCAGCCCCAACACGGUAUCUUUUGCUGGUAUAAUUACGGGAGAAAACCCUGCUGGCUAUAACCGUGCCGUUAUUAUACAGAAUCAGGGUAGCACAACACUAACCAUUAGUGAGAUAAACGUGAGCACCACGAGUGAAGCAGGUCCUUUCUUGCCUCCUGGAACCACCGCUGCUGGGCCAUUCACAUUUACGGGAUUCCCGACCACCAUUCCUCCCGAGUCUUCUGUAACUGUUAAUAUCAAUUUCAAUCCUACCACUGAGGGGAACUUUGGAGCUUACGUGCAAUUUAAGACAAAUGGUAUACUCAGAUCGGAGGAUGCUGCUAGAAAUGAUAUAUGCUAAUUUUUAAACUAGGGGGUACUAAGUUCCUGACUGUAGUGGCCACUGCCGGCAGUUACCCGAAGGCAUUAAUUGAAUUCGAAAAGGUUGAUGGAUCCGGGUGGACUGCAUAUCAACCCGGUGUGCCUUUCAGCUUCGGCACUGUUUUCGAGCAGGCUACUCGAACUCUGAGAAUGAGGCUUACCAACUUCGGCAAUCCGUCAGUAUAUUAAACGGUUUUUCCCAUUGCGGAGGAUACUAACAAAUUAUAGGAACGCGAGUGUACUACAUGUUACUGUUUCCAAGCCCCCUAUUGGUGCUGGCAAAGUCGUUGGGUAGGACCUUCCUUUAGAGCUCACUUUAUCGUCGGGGCACACUGACACUUUUGGAACUAGUGCGCGCAACGGGAUUGAUCUGGGCGAAGGGACUGAGCUCGCCGCAGGCCAAUCUGCUACCGCUCAACUUUUCUGUUCUGUCCCCAAGUCUCAGGUUAAUGUGGAUGCAUACGUCGCCAACUCGACUUGGACUAUGAAUACCAAUGACCCCACAAUGGGGAAACAGGACAUUGUCUUUUCCUGUGAUGCUGUUUCGGAACAACUUGGGCCAUUGAAGGCAAAUUCCCAAGGGAGAUAUCGGUAUAUUGGCUGCUUCAAAGAGAAUAAUCCUGGGCGGCAGCUCUCGAACCAGCUCUAUGGCGCGGAUACUAACGAGAAUGGAAAGUGUAUGAGUGGGUGCGCUGGGGCUGCCCAGAAUUUUAUCUUUGCCGGGACUCAGUACCACCGUGAGUGCUGGUGCGGCAAUACAAUCCCUAGCUUAAAGGUCGGUGAGGAAGAAUGCAACUUUGACUGCUCAGGGUAAGGGGUAACACCACUUCCUGCUUGGGUAAUUUCUAAAUUCUUGUAUAGAAAUGGCACCCAAAUCUGCGGAGGCAAUGGCUAUUUUGGCGGUGGCUCGUACAUUAGUUUAUUCGCCGAUUCCGAUCGGUACAAUCCUGGAGGUCCUGUAUCUUCGAGUUCAACCACUGGGGAUCCGACUGGCUCACCAACGCCUACCCCUACGGGUGGCCCGAUUGAUAACCCUGGAAACUCCAACUUUGGUUUUGCGGGCUGCUACACAGAGGCUACUAUUGGUAGGGCAUUGUCGGUUCUUACCGCAUCCGACACCAUGACCGUUAAUACCUGCCUUGACAUCUGCAACACUUAUGAGUAUGCCGGUCUGGAGUAUGGAAGGUAUGCAUCUGGAUGAAACGCAGCAUUGAGGGUUACUAAAUUAUCGUAGGGAGUGUUGGUGCGGGAAUACACUUGCCGCAACCUCUGCUAUCACAGGUCUAACGCAAUGCAGAAUGCUUUGCGCGGGUACGAAUUUCCCUAAUGUCCCUUUUUAUAUGAUUACUUUCUCACUCUGAGUUUGCAAUUUAGGGAAUCAAUUUGAAUACUGUGGAGCUGGAAGUAGAUUGAGCUUGUAUACGAAAAAGAAGGGGCCUACACCAACUGGUUCUAACUCAAGUUCAAGCUCGGCCACUGCCACUGGCACUACCGCCUCAUCAUCUGUGUCCCCGACCCCUACAGGUCCAAUUGACAACCCCGGUAAUGUUAAUUAUAGCUUCGUUGGAUGUUAUACCGAGCCGCCAGCGGGGAGAGCUUUAACGCUGUUGACUGCUUCUGAUACUAUGGAUGUUAACACCUGCCUUGGUAUCUGUAGUACUUAUGAGUACGCUGGUCUUGAAUACGGAAGCGAGUGCUGGUGUGGGAAUUCACUUGCCUUAGGAGCAGUCUCGACUGAUGUUUCACAGUGCCGAAUGACUUGUAAAGGUAUGCGCUUCAUUCCUCCUUAGCUAGGUGGUUUCUCAUCCGGAAUUUCACUCUCUAGGGAAUCCAUUCGAGUAUUGUGGAGCUGGGAACCGACUGAGCUUGUACAAGAAAAACGCGGUACUUACCACAACCACUAGCUCUGGAACGACAUCGAGCACUAGUUCUAGUAGCUCUAGUACAACUACUAUCACGAGUAGCACUGGUACCAGCACGAGCACCUCAUCUUCAGUAUCUCCGACCCCAACGGGCCCGAUAGACAAUCCCGGUAAUGCUAAUUAUAGCUUUGUCGGGUGCUAUGCGGAGCCACCUACAGGGAGAGCAUUGAGUGUCCUAACCGGUGCUAGUGAUAUGACAAUUGACAAAUGUUUGGGAAUUUGUAGUGCUUAUACAUGGGCUGGAGUCGAAUAUGGAAGGCAUGUAUUCAAUACGCCUGGAGCAGCCACUGUGCUAAUAUUUUCUUUGAUAGGGAGUGUUGGUGCGGGAAUACACUCGCAGGCGGUGCUGCCCAAGUGCCUGUCACGGAAUGUCGCAUGAAGUGUGCUGGAAAUGCGCUGGAAUACUGUGGAGCGGGCCAAAGAUUGAGCUUGUACAAGAAAAAGGACUUGAUCUCUUCAUCUUCCUCGUCGGCCGCAGGCUCUACGAGCCCUGCUUCGAGCACAUCCACUUCAGCGUCGGGGAGCUCUUCAGCAACUUCAACUUCGACAACCGGGACUCCGCUGCCAACUGGGCCGACUAUCAAUCCCGGGAAUGCAAAUUAUACAUACCUUGCGUGUUAUACGGAGGCGACAGCUGGACGUGCUCUUAGUGGUAAAUCGCUGGCCGCGGAUGACAUGACUGUGCCCAAAUGUCUUGAAGCAUGUGCUGGAUUUAGAUACGCUGGACUUGAGUAUCGUCGGGAGUGUUACUGUGGAAACACAUUCAACGCUGGUGCGGUCGUUGCGCCAAGCUCUCAGUGUGGGUUGACCUGUAUGGGAUAUGUAUUCAAUUAGUAAGUUCUUCCAUUGAGUGAAUUCUCGGAAGGGGUUCGAUGCUGACAUUGGUGUAGUUGUGGUGGUGGGAGCAGAUUGACGGUCUACGAGAAGAGGAAUGAGACGGCUUCUAGCUCAAGUAGCUCAUCAGGUGUUGGCUUGGCUGCAGCGGCUCUAAUGUUAAGCGAUUCAAAUUCCACAUCUACUAGCGUGACAACUACCUCGGGAUCGAGCUCAACUUCAAGUACAUCUAUCUCAAGUUCCGCUUCGACUUCCGGGGGAUCAGCUUCGUCCGCAAGUGCCCCUAAUAGUUCCUCGACCUCAUCAGUUUCGUCGGUGAAUGCCACAGUGACCUCUUCGUCUUCCACAUCGACAUCAGCAAGUACUACCACUUCGGCGACACCAACGGCAUGGUCAUAUCUGGGAUGCGCAAAGUGCGUGCCAAUACCUUCCUCAUAAUGGGUGUAUGCUAACUUUUUUUUUUAUAGCCAAACCGAGCCUCGUGCUCUUAAUGGUGGCCGGUUGACUUCCGGGAGCAUGACGGUAACCAAGUGCCAGGCAUUCUGUAUUGAUCGAAAUCUCACGCUUUCUGGACUUGAAGCUGGUAACGAGUAAGUACACUGUUGGCAUCUAAUGUGGGGAUAAUUGGGGUUAACAUUUCAUAGAUGUUACUGUGGAACAGCCCUGCAGAAUCAUUCAAGAUUCGGAUUCACGGGAUGUAAUACAGCCUGUUCCGGGAACUCAUCCCAGACCUGUGGUGGAUCUAGCAGGCUUAGUGUCUACAACUACACAUUGACGGAACCCCCAGUGGCGGCCCACGUUGCGGCCGUUGAGACGUAAGUUCUAUUCCCCCUCACUGCUUGGGUACCGGUGCUAAUUUGGCGACAUGACAGAUACAUUACCCAAGGCUGUUACACGGAUGAUGCUCUUUCCAGCUUCUCCUUUACCAAUAAUACUAGAAUGACAGUUGAGCUCUGCGUAGGUGCAUGCAGAGAAAGAAACAGCACAUAUGCAGGGCUCGAAUCUGGUGAACAGGUAUGAAAUGCGUCCCCGCACCCGCGCGGAAUAUCUUGACUAAUUAUUUUGCAAUAGUGUCACUGCGGAACUACCGUGGCAUCCUCUGCGUCCAGACUGCCCGAUGUAGAAUGUGAUGCCCCCUGCAAGGGCAAUGUUCACGAGUACUGUGGAGCAGAAAAGUAAGUACAAUAUAAAUAAUUCUCCGCUGCAAAAUCUGGGCAACUGAGGCUAACCUACUCCCUAGCAAACUGAGCCUGUACAUGAACCAGCCUUCGAACAUCACGACCGCAGGACUUCCGGGUCUAGUAGAUGAUAUCACGGAAUAAUGCGAGGAAAUGGAGAGGAAAAGUGUGGAGAAACAAGAAAAAACUUUGAAUUAUAGUGUUUAAUGACUCGGUUAUGGGACAUGGAGAGAUGGGACAUGAAGAGUUCGCUUUACGACUCAUGUUAAUAUAAUUUUCAUUCUGAAAGAGAAAUGAGUGAAUGAAUUUAAAACUGGGCCUUCAUCACCGGC
Tuber aestivum (summer truffle) is the source of this 7450-nucleotide messenger RNA. Lineage: Eukaryota; Fungi; Ascomycota; Pezizomycetes; Pezizales; Tuberaceae. The record is from the annotation of a GenBank genome assembly.